AUGGCGGGAAUGAGGGAGCAGUAUGACACUGCCCUGCUAGGAAUUUUACAACAUGAGGGACAGAUUGCUGGGUUUUUGGACGCCAUGUUCGGAUUUCUUUACAGAAAAACUGACUUUUAUCGCUUAAUGAAGCAGAAGACGGACCGUCUUGGAUUUCCUGCAGGAGUGGCAGUGAAGAUUUUACUCAAUUCAUAUAAACAGUAUGAAGACUUGGCAAGAAAGGAUGAGGAAGAAAAGGAAAAAACAAGGAAAAAGAAAGUGGCAUUGGAGCCUACUGAUACAAUAGCUCCAGCAGCUGUUAAGACUGUGGAAGUAUCAACAUCUGACCAACCUGCUGGUGAGGUCGAAAGUGAGCCUGUCAUUCCAAAGGAGCCUGCUAAAACUUCAGGUACCCAGGAAGCUCCAGAACCAAUGGCAACAGAGGAUCACAGUCGAGUUGAAAACAAACCAUCAGACUCAAGCAGUGAAAAUAAAGAUGAAGAUCCAGAGCUUACUAGACAACAACAGACAUUUCAGGCCAACCCUGCCAGUCACAAUGGAGCUAUGAGGGACAACUACUCUUGGUCGCAAACUAUUAAUGAUGUUGAUGCACAGAUCAAAGUACCAAAGUAUUUAACCAAAGGCAAAGAUGUUAAAGUUGUGAUAGAGAGAAAGCGACUGAAAGUCUCCCAUAAACAGGACACUGGGCAAUGGUUAGAUAUUGUGGAUGAUGACCUGUCUUGGGAGGUCAUGAAGGAGGAGUCCAUGUGGAGUCUGGUGCCUGGUGACCAUGUACAUGUAAAUUUGGAGAAGAAAGAGGAGAGGUGGUGGGAGGCUUUACUUUCAUCAGAAUCCAAGAUUAAUGUAAGGAAGAUUGAUGCCAGUCGCCCGAUGACCGACCUAGAUGACGAGGCCCAAGCUAAGAUUGGUGAGAUGAUGUAUAAUGAGCGACAAAAAAGACUAGGACUCCCUACUAGUGAAGAAAAGAAAGUCCACAACUUACUUCGAGAAGCCUGGGAUGCUGAGGGGUCACCAUUUAAAGGACAGCCAUUUGAUCCCUCAAAGAUGAAUAUGAAUCCUGGUGGGGUUAUUUCCAUAAAUGAGGAUAAACCGUGAUCAGAACCAUCAACAUUACUGAUACAUUUUCACCACAGAAACCAUAGAAUAUUGCUUGCAUGCAGUUUGGAUAUACAUAUAUAUGGAAUUGCUUUAUCUUUGUUUCAUUUUGUGUUACUUCAUUACUCAUACUGUUAAGAAUUGUCCACACUGAAGUUCCAUAAAAUAAAGUUUUUAUUUA
Messenger RNA from Ylistrum balloti, 1276 nucleotides. RefSeq names its product nudC domain-containing protein 3-like. The coding region runs from base 1 to 1095 and encodes 364 amino acids. Gene Ontology annotation, cellular component: cytoplasm. The transcript is spliced from 8 exons. The record is from RefSeq and is a predicted model, not a curated record. Gene Ontology annotation, biological process: protein folding. Lineage: Eukaryota; Metazoa; Mollusca; Bivalvia; Pectinida; Pectinidae.